AUGCAUAUCUACAAGCAUGCUUACUUAGAGAAUCAGAAUAAUACUCUCGAAUGUAUAUUACCUCGAGACGAAGAGUACAAGUUUAAUGUCAACGAUCAGUUCUUUGGCCUGAAGGUUAAUAAGGAUGGUACGUUAUAUAAUAAUAGUUGCAACAAACGUAUAUAUAAAAUAUCAGAGCAUUUGCUCCAUUUCAGGUAAAUCUCUGGCUGAACUGUCGGUAAAUCAAUUUGAAAGUGGCACUGACUACUAUGGCAUCAACUUGGCCAGAGGGUUUGAUCAGUCAGUGUCUAUCAGAUCAUUGAAAAAAGGUGCUGUUAAUAUUACAUGUUACACUAAGUGAGUUUGAUGUUUUAAAUCCAGUUUAUAGUAUAUAUCAGUAUAGUGUAGUAUAAAAAGUAUUAUAUAACAUAAAUUUGUCAAAAUUUUUCGUUUUCAGCAUUUGCCCAGAAGCAUUGCGUAACGAUAAAGAAUCCAGCAAAAGAGUUUCUACAGACAGUGGUGGAACAUUCGAGAUUGUUUAUUGUCCUUAA
This is a messenger RNA of Bursaphelenchus okinawaensis, 530 nucleotides long. NCBI's taxonomy places the organism in Eukaryota, Metazoa, Nematoda, Chromadorea, Rhabditida, Aphelenchoididae. The record is from the annotation of a GenBank genome assembly.